Trichoplusia ni (cabbage looper) is the source of this 1604-nucleotide messenger RNA. RefSeq names its product aldehyde dehydrogenase X, mitochondrial-like. Gene Ontology annotation, molecular function: aldehyde dehydrogenase (NAD+) activity. The record is from RefSeq and is a predicted model, not a curated record. The coding region runs from base 73 to 1539 and encodes 488 amino acids. The transcript is spliced from 11 exons. Lineage: Eukaryota; Metazoa; Arthropoda; Insecta; Lepidoptera; Noctuidae.
GAGCGGUGUGAGCGAGCACUGUUUACUCGGGGGAUUCGAAGUGAACACACGUGCAGACAAACCGGCAUCAAAAUGGUUAAAGUUGACAUCAAAUACACUAAGUUGUUCAUCAACAAUGAGUGGGUGGACGCCGUGAGCAAGAAAACCUUCCCAACCAUCAACCCUCAAGAUGAGACUGUCAUCACAGAGGUUGCUGAAGGUGACAAAGCUGACGUCGACCUAGCCGUAGCUGCGGCCAAGAAGGCUUUCCACCGUUAUUCGGAAUGGCGCACCCUCGAUGCCUCCCAAAGAGGCCGAUUGCUCCUCAAGCUGGCUGACCUUCUUGAAAGAGAUGCCAAAUACUUGGCUGACCUGGAAACCCUGGACUGUGGCAAGCCAGUAAAGCAGGCAGAAGGUGAAGCCAUCUGGGCCGCUAGCAUCCUCAGAUACUACGCCGGAAAAGCCGACAAAAUUCUUGGAAACACCAUCCCCGCUGACGGUGAAGUGAUGACCUUUACCCUGAAGGAGCCCGUGGGUGUAUGUGGACAAAUCCUUCCAUGGAACUACCCCAUCCCCAUGUUCGUUUGGAAAAUCGCUCCCGCUUUUGCUGCCGGCUGCACUGUGGUUGUCAAGCCCGCUGAACAGACGCCUCUUACCGCCCUUGCGGUAGCUGCCCUCGUUAAGGAAGCUGGUUUCCCUGCCGGAGUCCUCAACGUCAUUCCUGGUUACGGUCCCACAGCUGGUGCUGCUUUGACCCAUCACCCUGAUGUCGACAAAGUUGCUUUCACAGGCUCCACUGAGGUGGGUAAGAUCAUCUUGAGCGCUGCUCCUGCUGUCAACCUUAAGAGAGUUACUCUUGAACUCGGUGGCAAGAGCGCUCUGGUCGUGUUCAACGAUGCUGACGUUGACAAGGCUGCCGAAAUUGCACACAGAGCCGCGUUCGCCAAUGCUGGCCAGUGCUGCGUAGCCGGCACCAGGACUUACGUCCAGUCUGGCAUCUACGACAAAUUUGUUGCCAAGGCCGCAGAAAUCGCCAAGAAGAGGACUGUUGGUAACCCCUACGAAGAUGUCCAACAAGGACCCCAGAUUGACACUGAGAUGUUCACCAAAGUCAUGGGUUACAUCGACGCUGGUAAGAAGGGUGGUGCUCGCUGCGUCGCCGGCGGUAACCGCAAGGGUAACGUUGGGUUCUUCGUAGAGCCUACCGUCUUUGCUGACGUCAAGGAUGACAUGAAGAUUGCCAGGGAAGAGAUCUUCGGACCGGUCCAGAGCAUCCUCAAGUUCGAGACCUUCGAAGAGGUCGUUGACCGCGCUAACAACUCCAACUACGGUCUUGGCGCUGGCGUCAUCACCAACGACAUCACCACCGCCCUGGCUUUCGUCAAGCACGUGCGCGCUGGUUCCAUGUGGGUCAACACAUACGAGCACGUGACCCCUCAAACUCCAUUCGGAGGAUUCAAGGAAUCUGGAAUCGGACGCGAAUUGGGUGAGGAAGGUAUCCUGCAAUACCUGGAAAACAAGACCGUGUCAUUCAGCCUUCCCAAGGUGCCCCAGCUGUAAGCUGGCAUAAGAACUGAACCAAAUAUCAAAACUCCCAAAAAUGAGACUUAUAUCUGUUAAAAAAA